Messenger RNA from Caenorhabditis elegans, 395 nucleotides. RefSeq names its product putative insulin-like peptide beta-type 4 (gene ins-7). Gene Ontology annotation, biological process: signal transduction. NCBI's taxonomy places the organism in Eukaryota, Metazoa, Nematoda, Chromadorea, Rhabditida, Rhabditidae. The record is from RefSeq and is marked reviewed. The coding region runs from base 20 to 370 and encodes 116 amino acids. The transcript is spliced from 3 exons. Gene Ontology annotation, cellular component: extracellular region. Gene Ontology annotation, molecular function: hormone activity.
CGAGAAUUUUUAGUUUUUCAUGUAUAAAGUACAUUAUUUUCUAAUCAAUACGAUGCCACCAAUAAUUUUGGUUUUCUUUUUGGUUUUAAUCCCUGCUUCUCAACAAUAUCCUUUUUCACUGGAGUCCUUAAAUGAUCAAAUAAUCAAUGAAGAAGUAAUCGAAUAUAUGCUUGAAAAUUCAAUUAGGUCCAGCAGAACCAGAAGAGUCCCUGACGAGAAAAAAAUUUAUCGUUGUGGAAGAAGAAUACAUUCGUAUGUGUUUGCGGUUUGUGGAAAAGCAUGCGAAUCGAAUACUGAAGUUAAUAUUGCAUCAAAAUGUUGCCGUGAAGAAUGCACCGACGACUUCAUUCGAAAACAGUGCUGUCCUUAAUUUCUUCUAUCAUAAAUUAACAAAA